GCAGAUGAUUUGUCCAAAAUAUCGCAGUGAAAUCGAUAAACGUAGAAAGACUUUACAAAUUUUAUCUCAGAUGCAAUUUUAAGAGCUAACAGGGGUAGUGAACAGUCACUCUUCUACACGAAAGAGGUUUGAUGAGACUUCUUUCACAAGCGUAGUGUUGGUUUUAUGUUAUACCAGGAACUCAACUGCAGUUUUAUUAACGACACGUUUAUGAACAAUCAAAUGGUCCUCGUAAAAAUUUAUUGAAGGACAUAAAAGCAUGCACGACCACUUGACGAAUAUAGCCGCAGUUGUGGUGCGUUUUCGGGCGUCUUACUAUUCCCACCGCCCCGAUUUGUUUAAAACUCCUUUUUAUGAGGGAUAUCCCAAUUGUAUUUAUUUGAAACUAGUGCAAAAUAGGACUUCAGUGCGUAAAAACAACCCUUUAGACAACACAAGCACCGUAUAUUUGUCACAAUUAUUCCAUUGGGUCAUUUCCAGUUGUAUAAAAUUAAUACUGAAGCUGAGAAAAACAUGUAUAACCGUUUAUUUUGUCUAAUUGCAUUUAAUAAAUAACAUUGUGAAGUGUGAGAUGCGCACAAGGCUAGCCAAAGCACAGUAGCAUUGGCUCGACAGAGAUUGAUUACACCAACAAAUAGUGCCUUUUUAGUACCGUUAACGCACACUUUGCUGUCCAGUAUAAGUUCAAAUAAUUAUCUACGUUAAUCAGUUGCCUCAUAAUACAUUAGAAACGCAGCAUUUUAAUAUGUUUACGUUCAUUGUAAAAAGACAAUAUUAGUAUUAAGCAACCUUACUGCAAGCUCGAAGUGCAUUGCUGUUCCAGGAGAACGCGCGCAUUGAUCUGCUGUGCAGUUUUUUUUCUGGGGUAAAUUCAAUCACGUGUUCCACAGGCGUCCAAUCCCAGCUGGGGAAGCUUUCUGAAAUAAUUACCUGUCUUGAUUGUUCUACGGUCAGAUAAAAAAGUACACAUACACUCCAUAUAAUAAUCGGAUGCAUGUAAAAGAGAAGGGAAACAUCGCCAUGUCGGCUACGGGUCCCAUAAGUAAUUAUUAUGUGGAUUCCUUGAUCAACCAUGAGAGCGAGGAUGUUCUGUCGAGUCGUUUCACAGCCACUGGUCCGAUAUCCUCCAGCUCACGCCCGACGCCCCUGGUACCGGAAUGCGCGGAUUACCCGUCCUGCAGCUUUGCCCCGAAACCACCAGUCUUUACUACCUCGUGGGCCCCUGUUCACUCCCAGUCGUCAGUAGUUUACCAUCCAUACACUCACCAACCUCACCUAGGCACAGACUCAAGGUACGUUCGCUCUUGGCUGGAGCCUAUCCCCGGUACCGUGUCUUUUCCAGGAUAUGCAGGGAAUAGCAGGCACUACGGGCUGAAGCCCGACACCUUCCAGGAUCCCCGCGCCGGAGACUGUUUGGGCUCGAACGGACGCACUUACACGGAUUAUCUCUACUGUUCAGCUGUCGACAUUAGAGAAAAGCAACAGAAUACACCAUCGCCAGAGACGGAGAGCCUGUCUUCCGGGAAGCACAAAGACGACAAGGCUGAAUUAGACCCAAAUAAUCCUGUGGCAAACUGGAUCCAUGCGCGCUCAACUCGAAAGAAACGUUGUCCAUACACCAAGUAUCAAACACUCGAACUCGAAAAGGAAUUUUUAUUCAAUAUGUACCUCACAAGAGACCGACGAUAUGAGGUAGCAAGGGUGCUGAACCUAACGGAGCGACAAGUCAAAAUCUGGUUCCAGAACCGACGGAUGAAGAUGAAGAAAAUGAACAAGGAAAAAAACGACAGUAAAGAACAAUAGACCAAAAGUCAUUAAUCGGACACAGACUGAAGGAAAUUCAUCAUUUAGUACGGUCAUGAGUCUUAACAUUUGCACCUUCGGCCCAUAAAAGGAACAGAGAAAACAAAUAUCCUAUACGGAUCUCUUUAAAACGUGUUGUUAUUAGUAUGGUUUAAUAUAAAUGUAAUUUUUACCAUCCUGGAUUGAGUCAUAUUAAUAUUAUACGUAGUUUGGAUUUACAUAACGUUUCUUUACUCACAAACACAAACGUGGACUCUGAAGAGAGGCUACCCCGAAGUUUCAGAGAGAAAAAUUACUUGAACUACUUUAUUUUGAAAUUCCUAAUUUAUGCUAUAUCUUCGUGGUUGUUUCUUUUCUAUGCUUCCAUUUAUUUGUAGGAGGUUUGAAAGCCAAGUAUUUUAUAAAGAAUAACAAUUCUGUAGUUAAAAAUACGUGUUUGCGUCGAUGUGAUUAGUUUGUUUCUGAUGUACCUGUUUGUGUAUUUUACAUUCUUUAAACUGUAAAUGAGUUUCAUCAUAGAUUGUAGAUAUAUCCAAAUAUAUACAACCAUGUUAAUAUGAUUUUUGUGUCUUAUUCCAUUCAUUUAGGAGCACAAAGUUGACAAUUUCGCAGUGAAAACUCAUGCAGGAAGGAGUUAAGUGUGUGCUAUCCAGUUUUAGCAUAGAGUUCGGCCUGCAACGACAAUGUUGUCGUGUGGAAAGUAUCUAAGCUGGAGUAUGUGCACUGUUGUAAGGUCACUAUAAAGUGUUUGUGUGAAUGCCAAAAUAUUACAUUUGCACAUCCCAAAGAACAAAUACUGAAAUGCCUGUGGUAGGCCUCAUUCACUCCCGUGCCUUAUUUAUCAUCAUAUUUAGUUUUUUAUCGGUAGCUUGUUUCCAAGCACUUACGAAACUCAUUUCUCCCACUCAUUUUUAUAUUUUAUUUGAUUUCAUGAUUUAAAAAACAUAGUUAAUAAAGAGUUUAUUAAAUUAUAA
Danio aesculapii is the source of this 2777-nucleotide messenger RNA. It is a transcript of the gene hoxc9a, whose product is annotated as homeobox C9a. The record is from RefSeq and is a predicted model, not a curated record. Bases 991 to 1803 code for a protein of 270 amino acids. NCBI's taxonomy places the organism in Eukaryota, Metazoa, Chordata, Actinopteri, Cypriniformes, Danionidae. Gene Ontology annotation, biological process: regulation of transcription by RNA polymerase II; proximal/distal pattern formation; DNA-templated transcription. Gene Ontology annotation, molecular function: DNA-binding transcription factor activity, RNA polymerase II-specific; RNA polymerase II cis-regulatory region sequence-specific DNA binding. The transcript has 2 exons. Gene Ontology annotation, cellular component: nucleus.